Molecule: messenger RNA, 921 nt
Organism: Gracilinanus agilis (Agile Gracile Mouse Opossum)
Lineage: Eukaryota; Metazoa; Chordata; Mammalia; Didelphimorphia; Didelphidae
Product: olfactory receptor 52E2-like
Exons: 1
Coding region: 1-921 (306 amino acids)
Biological process (GO): G protein-coupled receptor signaling pathway
Cellular component (GO): membrane
Molecular function (GO): olfactory receptor activity; G protein-coupled receptor activity
Source: RefSeq, a predicted model, not a curated record
AUGACUCAUUCCAAUGAUACUCAAUUCCACCCCCCUUUUUUCAUAUUACUGGAAAAUUUCCACAUUUGGAUUGGCUUCCCUUUUUGCAUUGUGUAUCUUAUUGCUCUCUUGGGAAACAUCACCAUAUUGUUUGUGAUCCAGACUGAGAAGACACUUCACCAGCCCAUGUUCUACUUUCUGGCCAUGUUGGCCACUAUUGAUCAAGGACUAUCUACAGCCACCAUUCCUAAGAUGUUAGGCAUCUUUUGGUUUAAACUGAGGGAGAUCACAUUUGGUACCUGUCUCAUUCAGAUGUUCUUUAUACAUAUCUUCACUGUAAUGGAAUCAGCUGUCCUAUCUUCUAUGGCUUAUGAUCGCUAUGUGGCCAUCUGUAAUCCCUUGCAUUAUAGCACUGUCCUCACCAACAAAGUGGUGGCCAUAAUGGGCAUUGUGGUAGUGGUGAGGUCUUUCUUCACAGUGAUUCCUUUUGUGUUUCUGAUCCUUCGACUUCCUUUCUGUGGAAACCAUGUCAUUCCUCAUACCUACUGUGAACACAUGGGCAUUGCUCGAUUGUCUUGUGCUAGCAUCAAAGUCAAUAUGAUCUAUGGUCUGUGUGCUAUUGGCACUCUUAUGCUGGACAUUGUAGCUAUAGCUCUGUCCUACAUACAGAUUCUCCUAGCUGUUUUUCACCUCCCCUCUCAGGAUGCCAGGCUGAAAGCCCUGAGCACUUGUGGCUCCCAUGUGUGUGUCAUCUUGGCCUUUUAUACUCCAGCCUUAUUCUCUUUCAUGACCCACCGCUUUGGCCGGAAUGUCCCUCGUUACAUCCAUAUCCUUCUGGCCAACUUGUAUGUCAUUGUCCCACCUAUGCUUAACCCUGUCAUCUAUGGAGUUAGGACCAAGCAGAUCAGAGAAAAGGUGUUAAAGAUGUUACUCAAGAACUAG